AGUAGUUUUAAUGUCAUUCAUUACUAAAUCACCAGUUGUUUUAGGUUUGUUAGCAGGAUUGAGUGUUCCCCCAAUCAUCACCAAAGUAGUUUUGGUUCCAUCUUUGAUCCAAUCAAAGUAUGAUGAAAUCGAUAGUAUCAAACAUGACUUAGAUUAUAUAGGAUGGCAUGUACGUAACAUGGAAGAAGUCAAAGGUUACAAGGAGGAUGACAUCUACGUUCCUGUAAGCUACUUUCAAGGUCGUUAUUGAAAAGAGCCUUCCCCUCCUUUUUACUACUCACGAUUUUUUAGUUCUUCUAUACCUGGUUACGCAGC
Messenger RNA from Hyphopichia burtonii NRRL Y-1933, 315 nucleotides. RefSeq lists its product as uncharacterized. The record is from RefSeq and is a predicted model, not a curated record. The transcript has a single exon. Lineage: Eukaryota; Fungi; Ascomycota; Pichiomycetes; Serinales; Debaryomycetaceae. The coding region runs from base 11 to 250 and encodes 79 amino acids.